Molecule: messenger RNA, 5226 nt
Organism: Acipenser ruthenus (sterlet)
Lineage: Eukaryota; Metazoa; Chordata; Actinopteri; Acipenseriformes; Acipenseridae
Product: cTAGE family member 2-like
Exons: 26
Coding region: 411-4181 (1256 amino acids)
Biological process (GO): vesicle cargo loading; protein secretion; endoplasmic reticulum to Golgi vesicle-mediated transport
Cellular component (GO): endoplasmic reticulum exit site; endoplasmic reticulum membrane
Molecular function (GO): protein binding
Source: RefSeq, a predicted model, not a curated record
UGAAACCUGAAAAAACAAUUGUCAUAGAUACGGAUGAAGUUAUUUUGCAUGAAACCAGUACUGAUCAUCGUGAUGGUGACAAUGAUAAACAUUCUUUAGAGUGUAAAGGAUUAAAACUAGAUGCAGAUUCUGAAGACAGCAGUCGUUCAAGCCAAGAACUAGUAUUGUUGGCACAAAAACUAAUCACUGAACAGGGGAUCAGCCCAGUGAUAGAAAGUGAAGCUUUGUCUCCAGAACAAACUGAUACAAAAACACAUGAAUCUCAACCAUUCUCACAGCAACAAACUAAGAUUAUAAAAUCAGAGUCUGUUUCUGCCACAAAUCAGGAAACAUCUGUAUUGCAUGUUUCUGAGGAAAGCCCUUAUGUUCCACAAGAGUUCAAUAGAGUUGAAGAACAAUUACUCUUAGAAAUGAAAAACGAACAACCUGGUACCUUAAAUUUUGAGCAGAACCUCAGGACUGAAGCCAAGCAGGCUAAUGGGAAGCUUACUUCAGAUAGUCCUCUAGUAGAACAUAGUUCCAGUACUGAGAGCCCCCUUGAUGCAGUUCUGGAUAAAUCUAUUUAUACAGAUAAAACAAACACUGAAUCAAUUAAAGGGAUUGCAGAGCUUCAUCCUGACUUAAUCAAAAAAGAAAAUGUGGUCCAAGAUCUACACAAGCUACCUAAAACUAACGAUGUUCAUAGUGAAACAAGUAUUGGUAAAAUAGAAAACAAACUAACUGCUGAAAAAGAAGUUCAAAACAAAUUAGAUUCAUUAACAUUUAAAGAGGGGGUAGAUAAGACACAAAAUAAUUUGGAAGCCAAAUGUGGGGAAGAAGAUAACCCAGGUGUUGACAAGAAAGAUUCAGGUCAAGUUGAAAAACAAUCAGGUAUUAACCAUGUGGAAUUAAAUAGUGAUGAGCCAGAGUAUAGCAAUAGCUUAAGAGACGAAGGGAGUUUAGGGCUACAACCACAUGAUCAUAGUACAAAAUCGACAUUUUCAUUAGAGGGUGAAGAAGAAACAAGCAUAUCCUCAACCCAGACAGCAGAUUCACUCCAAGAAACUAAACACCAGGAUCAGAUACAUACACCAGUCCCCAAGGCUACAAAGGCUUUUAAGGAUCUUAGAAGGAUGAGAAAAUAUAUGACUGCGGAAGAUAUUGAGUAUUUGAUACAUGCAUUUGGAUAUCGGAAGCUUCUAUGGCUCGACUAUUGUCUUGACAAUACAGAGGCAGAACUUUCUAGCCAAAAUGACGAAGACAUUCUUACUUUAAUUUCUGACUUUGAACAUGGUCUCAAACAUUAUCAAAGAAUAAUUUCUGCUGCAAAAAAAUCAAGUGUUCAAGAAAACAUAAAAGGAGACCGUCUUCAUGACAAUAACAUGGCACUUCAAAAACUAGAAGGUCUUCUGUCUACCCUGAAAAGUAGAUACACUGCAAAGACAUCUGUUAGAAUUGAAGACCAAGAUAAAUACAUCUCAGGAUGUACCACAGACACUUGCAUUCAGGCAGAAAAAACUGAAGAGAAGAAUAGUGAUCAAGGUGCUAAAAUAACUGAAGGGACUAAAGAAGACAGUACAUUGAGUUCUGUAAUGGUAAGAAGCAACAAGGGAGAUGAAAAGUCUAUUAGUACAAUUGGACUUCCCAAAGGUAUUAAAGAUACUACAAGAACCAUGCAAACAGAAACAGAAUGGCCUUCAGAGAGUGUUCAAGAAGGAAAAGAUAAAACUUUAAGCAGGAACACAACAUCCCAAAUUAUUUUACAGUUAAAGGAGGACGCAUCUUCACAAAACGACAAAACAGAAGGUGUGUCUGUUGUAGGGAGAGCACUGCAUGCCAUGUUUGAAGCAUCUAGCCUUCUUAGACCUCUCUGGCCACGUGUUCAACAUUUUGCCAAAACGGCUGUGUCAUUGCUUCCAGAGGACAUGAGACCUGGUCCAGACAUGUAUGGAUUACCAUGGGAAGUGGUGAUAGUAACAGCAUUUGUGGGAAUAUUAUCUGCACUUCUCUUUCUUUGUAGAUUCUGGCAAUCAAUUAAAAGCAGAUUAUAUGUUGGAAGGGAGAAAAAACUUGCCACCAAAGUGGCUGAAUUACUUGAAGAAAAAUGCAAAGUUCUUGAAACACUUAGUGAGUGCAAACAGCAAUAUGAAAAACUUGACGCAACCUUGAAAAAUGGUGGCCAUUCAAAACAAACUUCAGAAAAAGAAAAUCUUCAGGUUAUGUCUAUGAAAUUGAAAAACUCUAACUCUGAGUUAAAAGAGGAAAUUGAUCAACUAAAGCAGGAUCUGGAUUCUCAGAGAACUACAAGAGCACAACAAGAUGAACUGCUUGCAGAAAUGCAGAGAUCCUUGAAAAGUUUAGAAGAAGAAGCAUUAGGCCUGAAGUCACAAAUGGAGCAGGCCCAAACUACAUUAAAAAUCUACCAAAUCAACAGUGAACGACUGCAAACAAAUCUACAAGCUGCAAAGGAAGAGAAUUGCCAACUUCAAGAAAGCAAAGCACAGCUUGUGCAAGAAGCUGAAGGAUGGGAUGAACGACUAAAUGAACUCGCUGAACAGAUUAAGAUGUGUGAGGAGUCUCAGAAAGAUAUGGAUAUGGAUUGCUCAAAUAAGGAUGAGCAGAUUAAGACUCUGACAGACUGUCUGCUCAAGAUGAAAGAUUGGGAUUCUGAGCUGGAAGAUGACCAAACGACUCAAACCGAAAAUGGAGAAUACUUAGAUCAUCAGAAAGAACAAAUACAGAAUCUUAUUUAUGCAGUGAAGCUGCAUGCUGGGUUGAAAUCCAUUGAAGAAGAUAAAAACAGGAUUUUCACCAAACUAGCUGAUGAGGAGAAAGCAAAGGAGGAUCUCAAAGAGCGUAUUGAAAAGCUUAAGAAUGAUAAAGACGUGUUGCAUUCUGAAAGUAUGAAGUACACAAGUGAGGCUCAGAAACUACAACAAAAACUCAAGAUUAUGACCGAGAUGUAUCAGGAAAAUGAACUGAAAUUACACAGAAAGCUGACUGUGGAAGAAAAAGAACGCACGCAGAAAGAGGAGAAGCUCACCAAAGCAGAUGAGAAAAUUAUCCUUGCAGCAGAAGAGCUUAGCAGUUACAGACAAAGAGCUAAAGACCUUGAGGAAGAACGAGAAAGGACUAACCAAGCCUACAAAAACCAGAUUGCCUCUCAUGAGAAGAAGGCACAUGAUAACUGGCUGGCAGCACGGGCAGCUGAAAGAGACCUUAAUGAAAUAAAGAGAGAGAACUCGCACCUCAGACAGAGGCUAACUGAUUCACAGUUUAAGCUGGAGAUGGUAGAGAAGGACCCGUACGCUCUUGAUGUUCCAGGAAGACCACAGUUCAGAGGUGAAAGAUCCCCUUUUGGACCUUCACCUUUGGGAAGACCUGCAUCUGAAACAAGGGCCUUCCUUUCUCCACCAACCCUGAUGGAUGGUCCGCCCAGGGUCUCCCCAGCGUUUCCUGGAGUGCCUGGCGGUAGAGCAUCAAGAGGUCCACCAAAUCAUGCAGCUCAUCCAGUUCUUAGUGAAAGUUUGGACCCAAACUGUGACAGGAAUUUCGAUAACUACAGCACUCAUUCUGACAGUGGAUCAUUGUCUCCGACAUGGGAAAGAGAACGAAGGGUUCAUGUACCCCCACCAGGAUACCCCUACCCAGACCCCACCUUUCCUUACCGAAGACCUCCCCCAGAGAGGGGAUACCCCAUGCCUCCCCUGUCAGGAAGAUUAUCAGGACCAGCUGAAAUACGUGGUUACAGCCCUCUUUCAGCAGAUGGAUCGUAUCUUGUAAACAGUUUAGACAAUUCAGGGGCAGCUGGAAAUGAAAACAAGGAUAGUCUCUUGUCUAUGUCUGGAGAUCUGCCUCUUCCCUCUGAUGCUGAGUUAAGGAUGGACCCUGGUUUUGGGCCUCCAGUGAUGCGAGGACCUCUUCUGCCAAUGGAUCCGAGAGGUCACUUUCCUCGUAGGGGCCCAUAUGGGCCUUCAGAGUUUUUCCCCCCGAGAGGGCCAAGUGGUCCCCUACUAUGUAUGCGUGGCCCCCCUCCACCAGGAAUGUUCCCUAGGUUCCCUCCUCCUCAACUGCAUCCUGGAUACCCCCCUGCAAGGUACCCAACAGAAAGUGCAAGUGAACCUCCACUCAGACCAUCUCCUCCCACAAGUGAACAGCCGGGAGAACAUGCAGCACCACCACCACCUCAGGAUAUUAUUUGAAAUAGCUUCCGGACACUAUGUUCAUGUAUUACAUUAUGGAUGUAGUCCACAGUCGGGUGCUAGAUGUGCCACGAUCUCUUUCAUUGUGGAAAUGUCAUAGUACUGAUUUUAAAAUGGUAGUGAGCCUAUAUAGACAUACAAGAGUGAUUUGAUGUGCACCAAGAAAUAUCAAUGUUGGCCCUGUGUGAUUUGGUGUUCAAAAAAAUUCGAGUCACAUAAUGAAUUCUUUGUUCAGUACUCAAACCUGACUUGGAACCUUCUAUAUUGUAGCACAGGGCUGUUUCAUACAGACUUGCUUUGCUGUAAGAAAGAACCACAUGUCUGGCUUCCUGUAAACCCUGCAUACAAUUAAACUAAAGUAUCAUGUACAAGGUUUAUCCACACAGCCGUGGCUUACCUAGCUGACGAGUUCUGAAUAUUGGUACUGGCACAGAAAAGAAAUGUGAAACAAAAUGAUGCAACAACAGUCAGGCGUUUUCAUAUGUCUUUUUUUAUUUUAAUUUUGGAUUUGAUAGUUUAUUUUCCAUGUGAUUUGAACAUAUUUGUAUUUUAUUUUUUUGUCACUGUUCCCCAUGCCUUGUUUUGCAACCGUACCAAAAUCAGCUAGCCAACUAGAUAACCCACAGAAUGAGCAAAUAUACCCAGAGCAACUUGUCAGCUUUGCACAUGUAAUGUUUCAACUCUAUUAAUUAUUGCUAAUUCAUCAUUCUAAUUUUUAAAUCAUUUCAGAUUUUACUGAAUUGUUUGGACUCAGGAUUUUUAAAUGUAUAUAGAGAAUUUGUGUUAAUGUUGUCAAUAGAUGGGCUUUGUAUAAGAGUUCCUGUCAUGCGUCAUUUUAAUAUAGUGUUUUUUUUUUAAUUCUUUCAGUCUACAGGAGUAUAAACUGUUAUUGAGGUGUUCUCAGUUUUACACCUAUUUAAUCUGCAAGUCUUUAAACCGUCCAUGUUACACGCUGCAUUGUAAUUAUGUAUACAGUUGACUGGGAGGAUACUUUUUUAAAUUACAUAAUUGUGUAUUGUAAAAAUAAAGAUUUAUUACAGACUUC